AUGAUCACAGACUCAAACCAGCAGCUUGCCAGGUGGGUCGAGCACUAUUCAGAACUGUACUCUGAGCCCCGGCCCAUCAAAAAGGAAGCCAUAGAAGGCACUCCUAGCUUUCCAGAAGCACAGCAGCUGGAUGCCAUGCCGACUAUGAACGAAUUGAUAGCUGUCCUGAAAAGUACCCCAAGUGGGAAAGCGCCCGGACAGGACGCCAUUCCUGCUGAUCUGCUCAAGUGUGACGAAGACCUCUUUCCCUAUCUCUACGAAAUCCUCCGCAAGUCCUGGUCAGAAGGUGCUUUUCCAAGAGACCUGCGCGAUUGCAACAACUAUAGAGGCAUCUCACUCCUAAGUGUGACCGGAAAAGUGUUUGCGAGAGUCCUACUACCACGCCUUCAAGCUCUUGCGAAUAGGGUGUAUCCCGAGUCGCAGUGUGGUUUCCGAUCAAACCUGUCCACAGUGGACAUGAUCUUCUCUCUCAGACAGAUUCAAGAAAAGUGUAAAGAACAACAUCGUCCCCUGCACAUGGCUUUUGUUGAUCUAACAAAGGCCUUCGAUAUGGUCAGUCGAGAGGGCUUAUAUGCCGUGCUUCAAAAAAUCGGGUGCCCUCCAACACUACUCAGCCUCAUCCGUUCCCUUCAUGACGGAAUGCAAGCUGCCGUCAUGUUUGAAGGCUCUCUGUCCCAGAAGGCAAAGACUAAAACACGUAGCUUCCUGGUACGCGAGCUCCUUUUCGCCGAUGACGCAGCUUUUGUGUCACGUAGCGAAGCCGGCCUGCAGACAUUGAUGGAUCGCUUCGCAAAAGCUUGCGACGACUUUGCGCUCACCAUCAGUAAGAAAAAAACUGUGGUUAUGCACCAAGCAAGAGACCCUGUAAGCACUAUCCUCGUCGACGGCGAGCAACUAGAAAACGUUGAUACUUUUUGCUAUCUUGGCUCUGUCAUCACCAAAGACUCCUUGCUUGAGAAGGAACUUUCGUCUCGCAUAGGUAAGGCUGCUACAGCCUUCAGCCGCCUGACCACCCGAGCCUGGAGAAACUGCAGCCUCACCGAGAAAACGAAAGGUGCCAUUUAUAAGGCUUGUAUUGCCCUGCUUUACGGCUCGGAGACGUGGCCAACCUACGCGCGGCAAGAACGCAAACUCCAUGCGUUUCACAUGCGGUGUCUUAGGAGCAUCCUUGGAAUAACCUGGCAGGAUAAGGUCACUAACGCCGCUGUUCUGGCUCGAACUGGGUGCGAACCCCUCAUCCAGAUCUUCCUGACCCGACGGUUGAGGUGGCUGGGCCACGUACGCCGACUACCCGAUGGACGCCUUCCCAAGGACAUCCUAUAUGGCGAGCUGGGCAGCGGCGCUAGAACCUUGGGAAGGCCCCUCCCCCGUUUCAAGGACGUCACAAAAAGAGACUUGAUAAGCUUAAACAUCACUCCUCUCAACUGGGAAGAUCUGGCGGAGGACCGCUCCGCAUGA
This is a messenger RNA of Penaeus indicus, 1458 nucleotides long. RefSeq lists its product as uncharacterized. Bases 1 to 1458 code for a protein of 485 amino acids. The transcript has 2 exons. NCBI's taxonomy places the organism in Eukaryota, Metazoa, Arthropoda, Malacostraca, Decapoda, Penaeidae. The record is from RefSeq and is a predicted model, not a curated record.